Helicoverpa zea (corn earworm) is the source of this 519-nucleotide messenger RNA. RefSeq lists its product as uncharacterized. Bases 1 to 519 code for a protein of 172 amino acids. The transcript is spliced from 4 exons. Lineage: Eukaryota; Metazoa; Arthropoda; Insecta; Lepidoptera; Noctuidae. The record is from RefSeq and is a predicted model, not a curated record.
AUGGGGAAACCACCUUACAAAUACACGGACUCAGAAACUGAUGACUCUUGUUCUUCCACGGAGGAUAAGAAGAAAAAGAAGUUCUCUAUCCUCAAAUACACGAACGGAAACGUAAAGAAGAAGAAAUGUAAGAUCCACAGCAAGUCGGAGCCUGAAGAUUCAGACCACCCCAUCAGGAGUCGCAGCAGCCAGAGAGUGAGAUACAAGCUACCAGGCAUACUGAAGAACUCCACCUAUGAGAGAGAUUAUUAUAUAGACUCUGCAUCUGUAUCUCCAGCAUCUGAAGACGAGGAAAGUGAGCCGGUGAAGCCACGGCGUCAGGAUAGAUGCCUGGUGGGGCGGGUGCCCCGGCCUGCGGGGGCGAAGCCCGGCAGGGGCGGAGGCGUCGCCAUCAUCGUUAAGAAGAAUGUCAGUGAUCAUUGCAGGUUUACGAAGAUCGUCAGAGCUCGGCGACUGGCUCCAAAGGGAAAAAGUCCUCACACCGGAAGAUGCUAUCGAAGAAGCGAUCUUAUUGAUUAA